Messenger RNA from Trichoderma harzianum CBS 226.95, 2880 nucleotides. RefSeq lists its product as hypothetical. NCBI's taxonomy places the organism in Eukaryota, Fungi, Ascomycota, Sordariomycetes, Hypocreales, Hypocreaceae. Gene Ontology annotation, cellular component: cytoplasm; nuclear membrane. Bases 1 to 2880 code for a protein of 959 amino acids. The transcript is spliced from 6 exons. The record is from RefSeq and is a predicted model, not a curated record. Gene Ontology annotation, biological process: protein import into nucleus.
AUGGCCUCGAACGGCACGCAGGAGGCCUUUGCGCCUACGGACGUCUUAGGUGCCGUCAUGACGAUGCGAAGCGGGGAGCAGGAGGCAAAGAAGAAGGCGCACGAAUACUUGGAGGCGUUCCAGAAAUCGUCCAAGGCCGAGCCCGAGGCGACACUCUUCGCCGCCAUCACACUUCGUGGAAAGAUCACCUAUGAUCUCAUCACUCAGGUGCCUCCGAACGAGCUGCCCGCACUUCGAAAUCAGAUUCUGCUCCUUCUGAAGCACUACGCCUCCGGACCGAAACCCAUCCGGGUCCAGCUAUGCGUGUGUCUGGCCAUUCUGGCGAUCCAAAUGAAGGAUUGGAACGAUGUGCUCCAUUCGGUUGUCCAGUCCCUGAGCGACAGCCCCGAGAGCCAUGCUUGUAUCCUCGACUUUUUACGAGUCCUUCCCGAGGAGGUGACUGAAGGUCGAAAAAUUACCUUGUCUGAAGAAGACCUUGCAUUGCGGACGCAGGCAUUGCUGGGAGAUAAUGCAGACCAAGUCGUGCAGCUUCUCAUCAAUUAUUCGCAGUCUUCACCUGCCGCAUCUCAAAACCCACUCCUGAUGGAAUGCAUCACAUCCUGGCUUCGCGAAGUCCCCGUGGCCACCAUCGCCAAUUCACCGCUUCUGGAUGCGAUUUUCCAUGGGAUAGCAUCUGACGGGUGCAGUCAAGAGGCUGCAGAGUGUCUGAGCACGAUGUUAAGAGAGACGGGCGACGUUGACGAAUCCCAAGAUAUUAUCCAGACUUUAUUCCCCCGAAUCAUCAGUCUGACGCCGCGCAUUGCUACCCUCGUCGAAGAAGAGGAUACCGAAGGGCUGAAAUCUCUAACCAAGGUUCUAGCAACAGCAGCCGAAAGCUGGGUGGUGGCCAUUGCACGACAGCCAACUCAAUUCCGGCCCCUCGUUGACGCUGUCCUCGAAUGCGCCGCCCGAGACAAGGAUCGAGAGGUUAUCGAGCACACAUUCAACUUUUGGUAUGAACUGAAGCAGUAUCUGGUGCUGGAAAGAUAUAUUCAAGGUAGACUGGAGCUGGUCGAUGUCUUCUCCAAGCUUGUGGAUAUUCUUCUAUUGCAUCUGCAAUACCCACGACCGGAGUCUGGAAGCGAAACGGAUCUGUUUGACGGAGACCGCGAGCAAGAAGAGAAAUUUCGCGAGUUCCGACACCAAAUGGGCGACACGCUCAAGGAUUGCUGUGAAGUAAUGGGCGUCACCGAGUGCCUCACCAAGGUGCUUCAUGCCAUCCAGCUGUGGACGCAAAAAUACGCAAGCCAGGCCACCGAAGCAACAGUGCCGCAUUGGCAAGAGCUUGAGGCUCCGCUGUUUGCGAUGCGUGCCCUCGGCCGCAUGGUGGACAAGGAGGAGGAUGUCGUUCUCCCUCAGCUGAUGCCCCUGUUGGUGCAGAUGCCUAGCCACGAGAAGCUGCGCUUUGCCACCAUCAUGGUGCUUGGACGCUAUACGGAGUGGACGGCGGCUCACCCCGAGUACUUGGAGCCUCAGUUCAACUACAUUGUCAACUCAUUCCAGUCCGACUCACGAGAAAUCAACCGCGCGGCGGCGCUGUCUCUCAAAUUUUUCUGCACCGACUGCAAGCAUCUCCUCAGCGGCCAAGUGCUGCAGCUUCAGACGUUCUAUGACCAGGUCUUGGAUAAGCUGCCGGAUCUCAGCAAGGAGGAGGUCACCGAGGGCGUUUCCAAUGUCCUCGCUGUCCAGCCUGUUUCCGAGACCUAUCGCUUGCUCAAGACGUACUGCGAUCCUCUGGUCCAAAGGCUGAUGACAAAGGCAAACCAUGCGACCACAGACGAGGGUAAACUGGCCGUAGCAGAUCACCUACAGCUCAUCACCAUCUUUGUGCAGAAUGUGAUGCCACUCAUUAACCCUGGAGAGGAGAAUCCUGCAGUUAAGUACUGGCAGGAGAUCUUCCCUAUUCUGUCUACCGUCCUGGACAACUUCCUCACCUUCUCUCCUAUCUGUGAGAGAGUAUGUAGGUGCUGGAGAAACAUGGUCAUUUCCUACCGUACUGCGAUCGCGCCCAUGCUGGCGGACAUGGCAAACAAAUUGGCUAGCGGCUUCAAUGUCUCUAGGGAAGGCUGUUUCCUCUGGGUCACGUCUGCCAUUCUGCGAGAGUUCUCUGAGGCACGGGAGCACGUGGAUCCAUCCAUCACCGAAAAUAUCUACACGUUCUUUGAAGCGCAAAUGACGACGUUCCUGAGAGUCAUGACCGAGCUACAGCCCAAGGAGCUGCCGGACGUGAUUGACGACUUCUUCCGACUACUUAUUGAUGCGCUGCUGUACUAUCCUCAGAAGCUGGUGCCGUCCCCACUCUUGGUGCCCAUCUUCGAGGCCUCCAUCUACGCCUUGACGCUGGAGCAGCGGGAUCCUCUUUCUUCCACUCUUCACUUCUUGAGGGAUCUGCUGUCAUACGGUGGCGACAACCCGGCCACCAGUGAGGGGCUGCCGGAAGCAACCGCGGCUGAAAUCAGGACUAUAGUAAAGAGCCUCCUCGCCAGCCACGGUGAAAACCUGGUAAAGCAGUGCAUGGCCGGCAUGAUGAUUACCUUCCCAAGGGACUGCUUCGCGGACGGUAGUGGCGUUUUGCUUAGUCUUUUCGAGCUUUUGCCCGUGGAGACGACGGAAUGGGUCUCGCGCACUAUCCAGUUACUGCCUCAAGGCACUGUAUCUCCGGAAGAAGCAAACAGACUGAUGGCCAAGAUCAAGGAGCGACUUGCGGUGAAUGAGGCCGGAGGUAUCCGACACGUGAGGGUGCUACUGCAAGACUUUACCAACACAUAUCGGCGCCGUAACGUUGCUCCUCGAGACGGCCUCGGACAGCUCGAGGCAACCAGAUUCCAGUUUGCCGGCUGA